This is a messenger RNA of Xenopus laevis (African clawed frog), 990 nucleotides long. It is a transcript of the gene nkx3-2.S, whose product is annotated as NK3 homeobox 2 S homeolog. Gene Ontology annotation, molecular function: sequence-specific double-stranded DNA binding; DNA-binding transcription factor activity, RNA polymerase II-specific; DNA binding. Lineage: Eukaryota; Metazoa; Chordata; Amphibia; Anura; Pipidae. The record is from RefSeq and is marked provisional. Gene Ontology annotation, cellular component: nucleus. Gene Ontology annotation, biological process: regulation of DNA-templated transcription; skeletal system development; regulation of transcription by RNA polymerase II.
AUGUUCAGAGGCCCUCUGGAUACCCCCUGGGCAGCAGAUGUUUCCCCCAGUGGCCCACGCGGGAUCAAGGCUGGACGCUCUGCCCUGCUAGUGCCCAUCUUGGGAUCCAUUUGGGGAGCUUGGCGCCCAGAGCCAGGAGCCACCCGGUACCGGACACUGGAUCCAAUGGCAGCUGUGCGAAGUUCCAGCAGGCUGACUCCAUUCUCUAUCCAGGCUAUUCUGAACAGGAAAGAGGAGCGUGCCCACACGUUCCCCAGGCUGGCCACUGCAGUCUCACCCGCCUGUUGCUGGAGGAUCUUUGGGGAGAGUGAAGCAGAAGGACUGGGCUCCCCAUGUGGAGGGGCCCCUGGGGCAGGAGCCGGGGGAGAGCCAUCCGGGUGGGACUCGGAUUCAGCCCUCAGUGAGGAGGGAGAACUGGGAAGGCCGGGGGAUAUCGGGGAGAGGAAGAAGCAGAGGCCGCUGGAGGCCAGAGCCAAGGGGGAGGAUGAGGAGGAAACCCCAGGCUGCAGCGACUGCGAGAUAGGAGCCAGUGUCCCAGAUCCCAGCCCUCCAGAUGAGGAUCCCAAGUGUGAGCAGCUGAUGCUAGAGCCCCCCAAGCAGAGAAAGAAGCGCUCCCGGGCUGCAUUCUCCCAUGCCCAGGUCUUUGAGCUGGAGAGACGCUUCAACCACCAGCGAUACUUGUCUGGCCCUGAGCGAGCUGACCUGGCUGCCUCCCUUAAACUAACAGAGACCCAGGUGAAGAUAUGGUUCCAGAACAGGCGCUACAAGACCAAGCGCAGGCAGAUGGCUACCGACCUUCUUGCUGCAGCCCCUGCAGCAAAGAAAGUUGCUGUGAAAGUGCUGGUGAGGGACGAUCAGAGACAGUACCAUCCUGGGGAGGUCCUUCACCCUUCACUGCUUCCCCUUCAGGCCCCUUAUUUCUACCCUUAUUAUUGUGCCCUGCCUGGCUGGACGCUCUCCGCAGCUGCCUGCAGUAGGGGGACACCAUAA